AUGGCGAGACGAUCCAAGUUGCAGAGGGGCCGGCCGACCCCGGUACCCUCGGCCUACCCCACACCUAUCAGUUCGGCAUACCCUACGCCCCUGAGCUCGGCGUACCCAUCGGCUUGCCCUUCGGAAGAUGAAGGCGACGUGGUCGCCGUGGUGAAGCCGCGAAAGAAGCCGGCCGUUCCUUUCCGGUUCCUUGACCUGCCGGCUGAGCUCCGACUCCGCAUAUACGGAUACCACUUUGCCGAAUGUGGCAACGUUGUCGACCUUGAUCCGGACAACUACAAGCGGAUCCACCGAAGACUGGCUCUCUUGCGGACUUGUCGCCAAGUCUACUACGAGGCCUCGACCUUCUUCUACAGCAGCAGCACUUUCCGCGUCUUCCCGACCCAUCCCGGUCGGUUUUUCAAGACCAAGAAGCCGUUGCUGGCCAGGCUCUCGCCCUUUCAGCGCGCUUCCCUGACGACCCUGGAACUCCGGCUCGGACCUGGCUGGAAUAGGCCACCCCGUGGUUGGGUCGUGAACGAAGCCCUCGGGCUUCGCGAUUGCGUGCAGAUUCGGAAGCUCAAAGUCUUUGUCGAGUGCGACCCCAGCGAUACCAUUUUCAAUGGGUUCCGCCGUGCCGACGGAUUCUACGAAGAUUUUUCACGCAACCUGUUGCAGGACAUUCUCAAAGAGCUGCCCUCUCUCGAGGUGCUCGAGUUUGACGCCUGGGAGAGCAGUAGCAUUGCGGCUCGUCCGCACGAGCCCCGUUCGGGCGUCCCCCAUCUUCGCAGUCUACGCCGCGCGUCCACGCACAUUUACGUGGACACGCACGCUGGCGAACACCGAACCUCCCGGAACCCGAACGACGUCCCCGAGCCCAAUUCAUCGAAAAAGCCCUCGGAUGUCGGUGAAGAAGCGUCGGAGAGUUCCCAGGCCGAUGCGAACGCGGCCGAAUCGGAGACCAAACCCAACUUCCCGCUGCCGGAUCUGACGCAGGGCAUCCCGUCGACCUUUGAAUUCGAGGCGGCGCAGGCCGCCGCCGCCGGCCGAUCCUCGCUCACGGCGGCCCACGGCGGCGAGGGCGGCAAGCGAGAGCUCCCAGACUCGGCGUACGUCUCGUCGUCGGAUAGGAAACGGCAGAGCUUCGCCAAGUGGUCAUUCAUCUCGGCGCUGGCGGGCAUGGUGGGCGCGGUGGCGUACCUGGGCCGAAACUGGGAGGAUGCCGACGAGGAGCGGCGGCACCCGGACGCGCCGAACGGGUGGAACCCGGCGGCGUGGUGGAAGCGGGCGAGCGCGCGGUCGAACACGAUGGUGACGUAUUUUAGCGAGCCGGCGUUCGAGACGUUGUUGCCGAAGCUGGAUCCGAUGCUGGAGAAGCCGUACACGUUGUGUAUUAGCUUGGAGGAUAUGCUGGUGCAUAGCGACCAGUAUUAUGAGCUGGUGCUGUUUACGAGCAUUCCGUCUGCUGUGGCGCUGCCGGUGAUUCAGAAGCUGGAUCCGUUUCAGAUGAUUAUGUUUCCUUUGUUCCGGGAGGCUACCAAGUAUAAGGAUGGCGAGUUUGUCAAGGAUCUCUCCUAUCUCAACCGUGAUCUUUCCAAGGUCAUCAUUCUCGACACCAGCCCGGCCCACGUCAGCGCCCAGCCCGAGAACGCCAUCAUUCUCCCCAAGUGGACCGGCGACAAGCACAACACCGAUCUCGUCUCGCUGAUCCCCUUCCUCGAAUACAUCCACACCAUGCAGUACGACGACGUGCGCAAGGUGCUCAAGUCGUUCGAGGGCCAGCACAUCCCCACCGAGUUUGCCCGUCGCGAGGCCAUUGCCCGCGCCGAGUUCCAGAAGAGGAUCAAGGACCAGAAGACGAGCCGCUCGACGGGCCAUGAUGGUGUCCCCGACGGCGAGCCGAACCUGAGCGAGGCCUACGCGCAAGGCAAGAUGAUUCAGGACAUUGCGCGCGAGAGGGGCCAGCGCUACGUCGAGGCCCUCGAGAAGGAUAUUCGCGAAAAUGGCGAGCGGUACCUCAAGGAGCAGCAGGCGAUGAUGGAGCAGCAGCAGCAGGAGAUGAUGAAUAGCAUGAUGGGUUCUUUCUCGACUAUGUUUGUGGAGAAGAAGGAGGGCGAGGAGGAGCCUAAGAAGGCUUGA
Molecule: messenger RNA, 2118 nt
Organism: Parascedosporium putredinis
Lineage: Eukaryota; Fungi; Ascomycota; Sordariomycetes; Microascales; Microascaceae
Source: the annotation of a GenBank genome assembly